UGAGACUAAAAAGAGAAGGUUCCCAGAUUCUGACCUGAAAGUUCUUGGUAAUUUCCCAAAACAAAAGCAUACCAAGGCGUAAAUUUUCCUUUUAAUUUUCCCGCUUUCUUGUUUGUCUUUAAUCUUUUCAUCCUUUAAUUGGAUUCCCUAUUGAGCCCUAAAAACCCCUUUUUAAUUUUUCAAUUUCUAGUGUGUUUUUGUGAAGAUCAAUAAGAAUUAGAUCAGAUCAGAUCUGAACGAGGGUUCGUGUUUUUGAACCGAGAAAAUGCAAAAAAAGUUCAUGGAGAAAAGGGGAUUAGAUCCUAGUAGUAGCGAAGAGGGUCAACCCGAUAAGAAGAGACCAGCUCUCGCUAGUGUUAUUGUUGAAGCUUUAAAGGUCGAUAGUUUGCAGAAACUUUGUUCAUCAUUGGAGCCGAUUCUUCGAAGAGUUGUUAGUGAAGAAGUUGAGCGUGCCUUGGCAAAGUUGGGCCCAUCAAAACUUAAUGGAAGGGUUUCACCAAAGAGAAUAGAAGGUCCCGAUGGAAGAGACUUGCAACUACAAUUUAGGUCCAAACUAUCCCUCCCUCUUUUCACUGGUGGAAAAGUAGAAGGGGAAAGAGGUGCUGCAAUCCAUGUAGUCUUGAUUGAUGCCAACACAGGUCAUUUGGUGACAUCGGGUCCCGAAUCAUCAGUCAAACUAGAUGUGGUGGUGCUUGAAGGUGAUUUCAACAAUGAAGAUGAAGAAGGAUGGAGUCAAGAAGAAUUUGAAACUCAUAUGGUAAAAGAAAGAGAAGGAAAACGACCACUUUUAUCUGGAGAAUUACAAGUGGUGUUGAAAGAAGGUGUGGGGACAUUAGGCGAAUUGAGUUUUACAGACAAUUCUAGUUGGAUAAGGAGUAGAAAGUUUAGACUUGGGCUUAAAGUUUCCUCAGGAUAUAGUGAGGGGAUUCGUGUUCGUGAGGCAAAAACAGAUGCCUUCACUGUUAAAGACCAUCGAGGAGAAUUGUACAAGAAGCAUUAUCCACCUGCCCUAAAUGAUGAGGUUUGGAGAUUGGAAAAGAUUGGUAAAGAUGGAUCAUUUCACAAGAAGCUUAAUAAAGCAGGAAUAUUUAGUGUAGAAGAUUUUCUUCGCCUUGUAGUGAGAGAUCCAAAGAAGCUAAGAAAUGUUCUUGGGAGUGGCAUGUCGAAUAAAAUGUGGGAUGUUCUUGUGGAGCAUGCAAAGACUUGUAUUUUGAGUCACAAACUGUAUGUUUAUUAUUCAGAUGAUGUGAGAAAUGUUGGUGUUGUUUUCAACCAUAUCUAUGAAUUAAGUGGCUUAGUUGCUGCUGGACAUUACUAUGCAACAGAUGCCCUUUCCGAUGAUCAAAAGGUGUUUGUAGAUACAUUGAUGAAGAAGGCAUAUGAUAACUGGAUGCAUGUGGUGGAAUAUGAUGGAAAAUCAUUUUUAGGGGCUCAUCAGGAAAAAACAGCAGCUCCACAAAUCGAUAUGGGAAUCGGUCAACAAAGCUAUUCAAACUCGUUUGACCAUCAACAACUCACUCUACCCCCUCCAGCCCCUCAACAACAACAACAACAACCUGCUCUCAAUCCAGGCGUCACCACUGGAGGUUAUGAUGGUACUACUUCACACAACAUGAAUCUCAAUGCACCUACUCAAUUCGAUUCCUCCUCAUUCACUUUGAUCAACAGCUCUCAACACCCUCCCAGGAAUGAUAACAACAUCCUGGCCCUUGGAUUAACACAACCAUCCACCCCUGGAUUCCUUUCGGGACCCACUAACACAUUGAAUUUGAGUUCUUCAUUUAGAGGAUUAGAUGACUACUUUCCUGAAGAAGAAAUCCGCAUGAGAAGUCACGAAAUGCUUGAAAACGAAGAUAUGCAGCAUCUGCUUCGGUUGUUCAACAUGGGUAGUGGUCAAACCCCUGGUGGCCAUGGUCAAACCUCCGGUGGUAGCCAUGUUAAUGAAAGCUAUUAUCCAUAUUCAUCGGGUUAUGUGCCUAAUACACCUUCAAAUUUUGGGUAUGGAUUUGAUGUGGAUAAAACACGUACUUCUGGGAAAGCAGUGGUGGGGUGGCUUAAACUUAAGGCUGCUUUGAGAUGGGGAAUCUUUAUAAGGAAACAGGCGGCUGAAAGAAGGGCACAAAUAGUUGAAUUGGAAGACCCGUAAUUGGGAUUUCCUUUUUGUUUAAGGUAACCCACCCCCACUUUGUUUUUGCUUAAAUAUCAAAGAUUCAAGUGGUAUCAGGUUUAUAGAGCAAAAACUAUACACAACUUUGACCUCACAAGUGUUGCAAGCUUUUCACUUGUUUUUGACAUGAUUGAAGGCAACAACAAUCAAGAAAUCUUCAACUUGGACUUUAGGAAUAUGAUGUUUGUUGUAUUAUUAUAUAAUCACAGGGUAGGUUUUGUUAGUGAUUCUUGUCAACCGUUGGAUUGAUUUGGCAAAGAUCAUGAUGGAAGGUGGGGAUUGUGCUUGAGAUGACUUUUGGAAGCUCAGAAAAGCUGAGCUUUUGGAAUGGAAGAAAGGGUGUAAUUUCAGUUAUACAGUGAUUUGUUUGAUGUUUUUUUUUUAAUUGUGUUGUGUUGUGUUGUUAAAAUGUGACAUAACAACUUUCUGGUGUAUGCUAUGAUACAAUUUUUAAUAAUAGUGACAACCUUUGUUCCUCUUUCUGCA
Lactuca sativa (garden lettuce) is the source of this 2653-nucleotide messenger RNA. RefSeq names its product calmodulin-binding protein 60 D. Gene Ontology annotation, cellular component: nucleus. Lineage: Eukaryota; Viridiplantae; Streptophyta; Magnoliopsida; Asterales; Asteraceae. The record is from RefSeq and is a predicted model, not a curated record. Gene Ontology annotation, molecular function: DNA-binding transcription factor activity; calmodulin binding; sequence-specific DNA binding. Gene Ontology annotation, biological process: regulation of salicylic acid biosynthetic process.